AUGGUGGAAACACGUAGUAAGACAAAGGCAGACCCGACGGCUACGGAAUCCGACCGGGUGCAGCGCGAACGGCGUGAUCGUUCACCGCGCAGCGCCCGGCCGGGUUUAGCCACGAGUAACGAAGGUGCUUCGGCAUUGCCUGGUAGUUCGAACAUACAAACGACGGGCGACAUUCCAACCAGCGCGGCACAACCGAAGCCCGCUGCCGAACGCCAAGAUGCUCGAACUAGCUCGCUUACGCUCGCACAAGGCGAUGUCAAAGCACCAACUGAAAGCGCUUCUAGUGUUCACAGUAAGCAAUCGCAUACCGUGCGCACACACUCAACGCGUUCUUCGGCGACCGUUCGCGCACAGAAGUUAGCACUUGAAGCGGACCUAAUGCGGCGUCAGGUGGAGCGCGAGCGUGAACUCGCUCGACAACAAGCGGAUCGUGAUCGGGAGCAGGCGGAGCGCGAAUUUGAACUCGCGCGUCAGCAAGCCGUGCUCGCCCGUCAACAGGCCGAGGCGGAGCGGGAACUCGCUCGUCAACAAGCCGUGCUCGCCCGUCAACAGGCCGAGGCGGAGCGCGAACUCGCUCGUCAACAAGAGGAUCGCGAGCGCAAGCUCGCAAAUCUCGAGUUCGAGGCGGAACAGACGGAGCUGCAAGCAAGAAUCGCCGCUCUGGAAGCUUCAGAUAAGUCUGCCAAAUCUCGUAGUUCGUAUUUUUCUGAUCGCAACGCCGAAAGGCGCACUGCGACUUGGGUAUCCGAACAGAAUGCUAACAUGACUACAUCAGCAACUCAUGGAAAUAUGCCUGGUGGGGCACCGAUUGUCACCUCGAGUAACGCUCGAGGACCUAGUUUACAACCGGCCGCCACCGCCAACUCGGUAUCUUUCAACGUGCCUAUUGUCAACCAAGCAACCCUCUCGAAACCCACUCAAGCGCCCUUAACAUACAACUACGACACAGUGGCACCACGACUACCAGUAUCAUCUGAACAUUCCUCCUCAGACCCUAUUACAAAACUAACCCAAGCUAUAAACUCACUUUCAAACAGGCCAAAGAAGCCCGAGCUAAUUACGUUUUCGGCUGCAGAAAACUUAGACCGUUUGAACCACGCAGUCCGCGGACAAGCAUACCAGUCCGUCGCGUCGCUCAUGUGGACCUGCGGCUCGCCCGACGACAUCGUGAAGGCCCUGGAGCAGACGUACGCCCGUCCGGAACUUCUGGUCGCCCGCGAGGUCGCCGAGCUCCGCAACACUCCAAAGCUAAGUUCUCCUCAAGACUUAAAUGGUUUAGCAAAUAAAUUGCGAUCCUGCCCAACGACUUCACGCCCACAUCCCCGAGGCCUGCUGAAAGUGGUCCCGGUUAUAGUCGAGGGUCCUGACGGUGCGUUCGAGACAACAGCGAUGCUAGACGACGGCAGCGUGUCAUCUCUCAUUGACGCUGAUGUGGCAAAACGCAUCGGCGCGAAGCCAACCCGCUCGGAGCGUCUUCGCAUUGAAGGUGUUUGUAAUAUGACAGCGGAACUUGACGUAAGUUAUGUUGAUUUUUAUGUACGCGGUCGCGACCGACCCGAUCGUUACCUGAUCGAACACGCGCGAGCCGUGGAACCCUUAGGGCUUCGCGCACGAUAUCCAGACACGAUUAAUAUCACGGAUUACGAUCAUCUGUCAGGUCUGGCAAACGAACUGUCAUGUGACAUUGCUUACCCCACCGUCCUAAUCGGCGCGCCUGACUGGUAUAUAUCCAUAAGUCGCGAAGUGCGGUGCGGAAAAAAGAACGACCCUGUUGCCUCCAAAACCUUAUUAGGCUGGGUACUCCAUGGCGCACACUGUUUGUCGUCGAAGCCAUUUGAAUUUAUAAAUCACGUCACGGAAGAUUUGGAUACACUUAUAAAAUGCCAAUACGACAUCGACGCCUUGGGUAUUACAAAAAAGGUCCCACGUCAAAACAGCGAGGAUCAACGGGCUGUAGACAUCUUGGAAUCAUCCGCUCACCAACUUGACGAUAGCCAUUUUGAAGUUAGCCUGCCUUGGAAGGAGGAGCUACCGAAAAUUAUACCAGAUAGCUACCCACAGGCACUCUCACGCUUCAAGGCACUCGAGCGACAGAUGUCAAAGGACCCAGCGUUUGCCGCAUCCUUUCAACAAUUCAUAGACGACAUAAUCAGCAAGAACUAUGCCGAAGAGUGUGACUCGAAGACUUAUCACCAUCGACCCGCACCAAAUGCCUCUUGCGUCAACCCAGAUGGCUCCAUUCGCUGGUACCUGCCUAUCUUUGGCGUCUAUCAUCCUCAGAAGAAGAAGCUGAGAGCAGUCCAUGACGCGGCUGCCACAACAAAAGGCGUAAGCCUCAACAGUCUGCUUCUGCAAGGUCCUGACCUAUUGUCGCCCCUACUUGACAUCCUGUUCCGUUUCAGAGAAGGUGCGGUAGCCUUGAAUGGCGAUAUCAAGGAGAUGUUUCCCCAGAUCAAGAUUGCCGCAAGGGACAGGGAUGCUCAACGUUUUCUCUGGCGUGACAAGAACGGCGACCUCAAGGAAUACCGCAUGUCGUCAAUGAUUUUCGGCGCAGUUUCGAGUCCUUUCAUCGCCCUCUAUAUAAAAAACAAAAACGCGAAGAUGCACGAAGUUGACUAUGCCGCUGCCUGCAAAGCAAUCAUUGACGACCACUAUAUGGACGACUACCUUGGGAGCCACACAAACGUUGCUGACGCAGCUCAACUAGCCGCCGACGUUGUCACAGUGCAUAAGAAUUGUGGUUUCGAGAUGCGAGCGUGGACGUCCAACCAUCCAGAGGCACUCUCUCUUGUCCCGAAGGAACUUCGGAGCGACGCAACUUCUGACGUUUACCUGCCUCCUAGUAGUGACGUCGGCGUCUUGGGUGUUAAAUGGAACCCACGUCAAGAUUUAUUAGGGUUUCGUGCCGUACCCCAGAUACCGACCAGCACUUUGACAAAACGCAUCCUUUUAUCGAACGUCAUGAAAGUUUAUGACCCUCUUGGUUUUUUGAUGCCGGUCGUCAUCUGGGGUCGCAUUUUGAUUCAAAGAUUAUGGCGGGCAGGCGUUGGCUGGGACACAGACUUACCUGAAAUGUACGUAAGCGAAUCUAAAGACUGGUUUGCACAGCUGCAGAUUGCAGCCAAUAUAAAAAUCCCACGCUGGUACAUGGUCAGGUCAGACUUGUCUGACGUCCAGUUGCACGUAAUCGCCGACGGUGGCGAACAAGCCUACGCCUGCGUCGCCUAUUGGCGUUUCACUUACAGCGAUGACUCUGUAUCGACAGCUCUCAUCGGUAGUAAGGCCAGAGUCUGUCCCCUAAAACCGGUUUCCAUCCCAAGAUUAGAAUUACAAGCCGCGCUUAUCGCAUCGCGUUUUGCGCAAACAAUUCUGCAAGCCCAUCGUUUUGAGCCCUCCGCAACCAUUUUCUGGACUGACUCAACCACCGUCCUAAAGUGGAUCCGGAGUGACGCUCGCGCGUUUAAACCUUUCGUGGCACACAGGUUGGGAGAGAUAUUGGAAACUACCAAUCCAUCCGAUUGGAGGUGGAUCCCUACCUCUCUCAACGUCGCUGACGAUGCGACAAAACCAAAACGAACUGACUUUACCGCAACUCAUCGGUGGUUCACCGGUCCACAGUUCCUUGUUGAACAGUCUUGCACUUGGCCGACCGAGCGCGUCAUUGACGAGGGAGAGACCUCAUCAGACCCCGAGUUAAAAUCGGAUCUGAUGGUUCUGCUCCUCGACACCCCACUCUCGAAUUCAUUACCUGACCCAACGCGUUUUAGCUCCUGGCUACGCUUACUACGUGCCACUGCCCGUUUUCUCCAAGGCGCACGCCUAUUCCGGCUUAAACUGUCUCGGCCAAUAGAUCCAAAUUCCAAACUCUACACUGACAACACCACGUCUCCCCACCAGCUUCACGUGUCAGACAUGAUAGAAGCGGAGAAAAUGUUGGUCCGUCAAGCACAAACAGAGAGUUUCCCUGAGGAAUUAUCGAACUUACGAUCUUCGAAGUCAGUGCCCAAUAAUAGUCGGAUUAGGAAAUUGGCGCCUACACUGGAUGGAGAAGGCCUCAUACGACAAAACACGCGCAUAAGUUCCGCACCGGGAGUGAACGACGAGAUGAAAUCACCCAUGAUUCUCGACGGCCGCCACUACAUCUCACGACUCUUGAUCCUCCACGAACAUAUCAAAGCCGCGCAUCAAUUUAACGAGCUCGUUUUGAAUGAACUUCGGCAAAGAUAUUCGAUCUUAAGAGCCAGAGGAACCAUCCGUAGCGUAGCAAGCGCCUGCUUGAAGUGUAAGAGAUGGAACACGAAACCUAUCCAACCUCAGAUCGGCAACUUACCACCAGAGCGUCUUGAUCACCACAAAAGACCAUUCACUCACGUAGGCCUUGAUUACUUUGGCCCGAUUCUGGUAACGCUAUAUCGACGGAGCGAGAAACGAUACAUCGCUUUAUAUACGUGCCUCACAACCAGAGCGCUUCACCUCGAAAUCGUGAACUCACUCACUGCAGAUAGCGCUAUAAUGAGCCUCAGACGCUUCAUUGCUCGCCGAGGAUCGCCCACCACCAUAUUUUCCGAUAACGGGACUAACUUUGUUGGCUCUUCCCGCGAACUGCGCUCCCUACAUGACAACUCGGUCGUAGAAUACGCCACUAACCACAAAAUUGACUGGCGCUUCAUCCCACCGGCAUCUCCGUUCAUGGGAGGCGCUUGGGAGCGGCUUGUGCGGACAGUGAAAGCAGCCCUCAGAUCUUGCCUAACAAAUCAACCACUGAAGGAAGAGGUCCUGUCAACACUCCUACUCGAGGCCGAAUCAAUUGUGAAUUCCAGGCCACUUACAUAUGUCCCGUCUUCCCCAGAUGCUCCAGAGGCGUUGACACCAUUCCAUUUUAUCCUCGGCUCCUCAUCAGUCGUCCCAUGGACCACGUCGCUGACAGACGCAGACCUAUCCCGACGAUGUGACUGGCGGAGAACGCUGCGCCUAGCAGAUCAGUUUUGGGCACGAUGGCUACGGGAAUACCUACCGAUGCUACGUACAAGGGGACCCAACAACAACUCGCGGAACCUUAGUGAGGGUGACGUGGUGCUGAUCGCCGAUCCUACCCUCCCUCGUGGUUUGUGGCCACUAGGAAGGGUAGCAAAGGUCUACCUAGGACCCGACGGAGCGGUCCGCGUGGCAGACGUCCACACCAGAGGGGGCAUGCUGCGCAGACCGGCCCGGAAACUUAUCCUGAUGGAGGCCGCGCCUCAGCCAGUAGCCACCAGUGGUUAG
Molecule: messenger RNA, 5262 nt
Organism: Cydia fagiglandana
Lineage: Eukaryota; Metazoa; Arthropoda; Insecta; Lepidoptera; Tortricidae
Exons: 3
Coding region: 1-5262 (1753 amino acids)
Biological process (GO): DNA integration
Molecular function (GO): nucleic acid binding
Source: RefSeq, a predicted model, not a curated record